Molecule: messenger RNA, 5308 nt
Organism: Hordeum vulgare subsp. vulgare (domesticated barley)
Lineage: Eukaryota; Viridiplantae; Streptophyta; Magnoliopsida; Poales; Poaceae
Product: mediator of RNA polymerase II transcription subunit 23
Exons: 21
Coding region: 158-4999 (1613 amino acids)
Biological process (GO): regulation of transcription by RNA polymerase II; positive regulation of gene expression
Cellular component (GO): mediator complex; transcription regulator complex
Source: RefSeq, a predicted model, not a curated record
AAACCUCAGGGUUACACAUCACGCCGUCCGUUCCAUCUCUCUCCCCAAACGCGGCGGCACCAGGCUGCUUCCACUCUUUCUAAACCCUCACUCCUGACAUUCCCCUCCCGGUCGGGGUCGGACAGCCGCACCACUCGCCGGCGACGCGUCGUCGGAGAUGGACGGGGGCCACGGGCAGAGGCAGCCGCUGUCGCCGGCGAUCUCGGCCACGGCGGUGCUGCCGCACCAGCGGCAGAUGCAGCUCCUCCAGCACCCGGCGCGCCCGGCAAUCGCCGAUCUCUUCACCCUGUACCUCGGCGUGAACUCGAAGCAGCGUGUCGAGGACCCGGCGAGGGAGACCUCGAACAAGCUGCAGAAGAGAGUGUCUGCUCAUACCAGAGAUCUGCCUCCCCGCGACGAGCAGUUCAUUUCAGAUUUUGAGGAGCUGUGCAUGCCGUUUCCAGACCAGGAGCAGUUACAGGCUGUCACGGAAUCAGUUCUCAUCUCAUUUGUUCUGCAAUGCAGUAGCCACGCUCCACAAUCUCAGUUCCUGCUCUUUGCUACGCAGUGCCUCUGCGCUCGUGGCCACCUUAGAUGGGACAGCCUCAUUCCAUCUCUACUUAGUGCAGUUUCCUCCGCCGAGGCACCAAUGGGCCAAGGCGGUUCUGUGAGUGUUGGUGGCCCUGUGUCUUCUUCAUCAGCUAUUGCAGUGCCAAAUGCUCCAAGCUUUCACGCUUCAAAUCCUACGUCUCCCUUGUCAGCAAUGAACACUAUAGGAUCUCCAACUCAAUCUGGUAUUGAUCAACCUGUAGGGGCAAAUGUGUCACCCAUGAAGGCAGCUGAAUUCUCUACUCUUGGGCAGCCUGGUACAACAUCAAGAGGUGAUCAGUCCCGCAGAGGAGCACAAGUUAGCUACCUGCAUCAUUUAUCCUGUAGGAUUAUUUUAGCUGGUCUGGAGUCCAAUUUGAAACCAGCUACUCAUGCUGUGAUAUUCCAUCAUAUGGUAAAUUGGCUAGUCAAUUGGGACCAGAGACCCCAUGGUGUGGAUGAAGCUGAUACAAUGCAAACUUCUAGGAUUGGAAGGCCCGUGCAUGAAUGGAUGCAUCUAUGCUUAGACGUGAUCUGGAUUUUAGUUGAUGAAGAGAAAUGUCGCAUUCCAUUCUAUGAGCUUGUUCGCAGCAACUUGCAGUUUCUGGAGAACAUUCCUGAUGAUGAUGCACUAAUUUGCAUUAUUAUGGAGAUCCAUAGGAGGAGGGACAUGGUGUGUAUGCACAUGCAAAUGUUGGAUCAACACCUUCACUGCCCAACAUUUGGAACUCAUCGGUUCUUGUCACAAUCCUACCCAAGCAUAGCUGGUGAAUCUGUUGCUAAUUUGCGUUAUUCUCCUAUUACUUAUCCUAGUGUUCUGGGAGAGCCACUGCAUGGAGAGGAUCUUGCAAACUCUAUUCCAAAGGGGGGUUUAGACUGGGAACGUGCUCUGCGUUGCUUGAGGCAUGCUCUCCGCACAACUCCAUCACCAGACUGGUGGAGACGUGUCCUUCUUGUUGCUCCUUGUUACAGAUCACAUUCUCAAACAUCAACACCAGGAGCUGUUUUCUCACCAGAUAUGAUUGGUGAGGCAGUUGCUGACAGGACAAUUGAACUACUGAAGUUAACUAACUCAGAAACUCAGUGCUGGCAAGAUUGGCUUUUGUUCGCAGAUAUCUUUUUCUUCCUAAUGAAAAGUGGCUGUAUUGAUUUUCUCGAUUUUGUGGACAAGCUUGCAUCUCGAGUAACAAAUGGUGAUCAACAGAUUCUAUGCAGUAACCAUGUCACAUGGUUGCUUGCACAGAUUAUCCGUAUUGAGAUUGUGACGAACACACUUAGUUCGGACCCAAGGAAGGUUGAAACGACACGCAAGAUAAUUUCAUUCCACAAAGAAGACAAAGGCCUCGAUCCUAAUAACAUCAGUCCUCAAAGUAUUCUUCUUGAUUUCAUAAGUAGCAGCCAGACUUUGCGCAUUUGGUCUUUCAACACUUCAAUUAGAGAGCAUUUAAAUAGCGAUCAACUUCAAAAAGGCAAACAGAUAGAUGAGUGGUGGAAACAGAUGACGAAAGCUUCGGGAGAGAGAAUGAUAGAUUUUAUGAACUUGGAUGAACGAGCAAUGGGCAUGUUUUGGGUUCUCUCGUUCACCAUGGCACAACCAGCAUGUGAUGCAGUCAUGACCUGGUUUACAUCAGCUGGAGGGGCAGAAUUCAUGCAGGGACCCAAUAUGCAACCAAAUGAAAGAGUGACGAUGAUGCAUGAAACUUACCCUUUGUCAAUGUCAUUGCUUUCUGGGUUGUCUAUCAACUUGUGUUUGAAGCUUGCUUUCCAGCUUGAAGAGACUAUAUUUCUUGGCCAGGCUGUUCCUAGCAUUGCUAUGGUGGAAACCUAUGUCAGGUUGCUGCUUAUAACACCGCAUUCAUUGUUCCGCCCACAUUUUACGACAUUAACCCAAAGAUGUCCAUCUAUUCUGAGCAAAGCUGGUGUGUCUUUGCUCCUACUUGAGAUACUGAAUUACAGAUUACUUCCUCUGUACAGGUAUCACGGAAAAAGCAAGGCAUUGAUGUAUGAUGUCACAAAGAUAAUAUCAAUGAUUAAGGGAAAACGUGGAGAGCAUCGCCUUUUUAGAUUAGCUGAAAAUUUGUGUAUGAACUUAAUUCUCUCACUGAGAGACUUCUUUUUGGUGAAAAAAGAGUUGAAGGGACCAACUGAGUUUACUGAAACGCUUAACCGCAUAACCAUAAUAAGCCUUGCAAUCACCAUCAAGACGCGUGGAAUCGCCGAGGUUGAACACAUGGUUUAUCUUCAACCACUAUUGGAGCAAAUUAUGGCAACCAGUCAGCAUACAUGGUCAGAAAAGACUCUACGUUAUUUUCCUCCCCUUAUUCGUGACUUUUUAAUGGUUAGGGCGGAUAAGAGGGGACAAGCUAUCCAAGCAUGGCAGCAGGCAGAAACUACUGUUAUUAAUCAAUGCAACCAGCUACUGUCACCAUCCGCGGAGCCGAAUUAUGUCAUGACUUAUCUGAGCCAUAGUUUCCCUCAGCAUCGUCGAUAUCUAUGCGCUGGUGCUUGGAUGCUAAUGAAUGGGCAUCCUGAGAUCAACAGCGCAAAUCUUGCUCGUGUCUUGAGAGAGUUUUCACCUGAAGAAGUUACGGCGAAUAUUUAUACAAUGGUUGAUGUUCUUCUGCAUCAUAUCCAGCUUGAGCUUCAACGGGGGCAUCUAGUGCAGGAUUUACUUUCCAAAGCAAUCACGAAUCUUGCAUUCUUUGUCUGGACACAUGAGUUAGUUCCACUGGACAUUGUGCUGCUAGCUCUUAUUGACAGGGAUGAUGAUCCUUAUGCUUUACGUCUUGUGAUAAGUCUGCUUGAAAGACCGGAACUUCAACACAGAAUUAAAGCAUUCUGCAGUUCCCGUUCUCCUGAGCAUUGGCUAAAAAAUCAACCUCCAAAAAGAGCUGAGCUUCAGAAAGCUCUUGGUAACCAUCUUUCAUGGAAGGACCGCUAUCCUACCUUUUUCGAUGACAUCGCUGCCCGCUUGCUUCCAGUCAUCCCACUGAUAAUUUAUAGGCUUAUUGAGAAUGAUGCUACAGAUAUCGCAGACAGGGUUCUCGCAUUCUAUUCUACCUUUCUCGCUUUCCACCCACUGAGAUUUACAUUUGUGCGGGAUAUUCUUGCAUACUUCUAUGGUCAUCUUCCAAGCAAGUUAAUUGUCCGGAUCCUCAACGUGCUGGGUGUUAGCACCAAGACUCCUUUCUCGGAAUCCUUUGCUCAAUAUUUAGGGUCUUCAAAUUCUUCUAUUUGCCCACCACCAGAAUAUUUUGCCAACCUUUUGCUAGGCCUUGUUAAUAAUGUCAUACCUCCUUUGAGUAGCAAGUCCAAAUCAAACCCAGCAGAUGCUUCUGGCGGACGCACAAAUUUCAGCAAGCCUCAUGCAUCUACGCAAGCUGGUGGAAAUAGUAACACCGAUGCUCAGAGGGCAUUUUAUCAAAAUCAGGAUCCUGGGUCAUACACACAGCUUGUUUUGGAAACAGCAGCUAUUGAGAUUCUCUCACUUUCUGUGCCAGCUUCUCAAAUAGUGUCCUCUCUAGUUCAAUUAAUAGCUCAUGUACAAGCAAUGCUUAUACAGUCUAAUACUGGUCAAGGAAUGUCUGCUGGUUUGGGCCAAAACUCUGGGCUGCCAACCUCUCCUUCAGGCGCGGGUGCCGAGUCUGCAGGUGCUAGCCGAGCAAACACUUCAGCAAGUGGAAUCAGUGCUAACUUUGUUUCUAGAAGUGGUUACUCUUGUCAGCAGUUGUCUGUUUUGAUGAUUCAAGCAUGUGGCUUCUUGCUGGCACAACUCCCACCAGAAUUUCACAUGCAACUUUACUCAGAAGCAGCUCGAAUCAUAAAAGAUUGUCGUUGGCUUUCUGAUAGUUCGAGGCCUGUGAAAGAGCUUAACUCAGCUGUUGGUUACGCACUUCUGGACCCAACAUGGGCUUCUCAAGACAGUACAUCGACAGCCAUAGGUAACAUUGUGGCCCUUCUACACUCAUUUUUUAGCAAUCUUCCUCAAGAGUGGCUGGAAUCUUCACAUACUGUCAUCAAACAUCUCCGGCCAGUGACUUCAGUCGCAAUGUUGAGAAUUGCCUUCCGCAUAUUGGGCCCCUUAUUGCCUCGUCUAGCCUUUGCUCGACCUCUAUUCAUGAAGACACUGGCUUUGCUGUUCAACGUGUUGGGGGAUGUGUUUGGGAAGAACUCUCAGGCCUCGCCUCAUGUGCCGGCAUCAGAAAUCGGAGACAUCAUCGACUUCCUGCAUCACGCUGUCAUGUACGAAGGUCAAGGCGGCCCUGUCCAGAGUACCAGCAAACCUAAAGUGGAGAUACUGACAUUGUGCGGGAAAGUGGUGGACAUGCUUAGGCCUGACGUGCAGCAUCUCCUCUCCCACCUGAAGACGGAUCCAACCUCGUCGAUCUACGCGGCGACCCAUCCAAAGCUAGUGCAGCAACACCCAUCAUAAGGUGGAUGACGUAGAAUAGUGUACACGCCUGAACUGCUGGGCCUCGGCUGAUCUCGCUGUACAGGCCUGAACGCCAAGCAGUCUUAACCGGUUAACUUGCUGCCAGACCGGAACCUGGAGUUUGUCACAACGGUCAGGGGCAGAUUUCUCUAUUGGAUCUGUGUUGUGUAACCCAUAUAUAUGUAGCAGUGGUGUAGAUUGCGAUGUUUAUGAUCUCCUGUAGAAGUUAACCUGUCUGUCAAAACAUAUGUACUGUCAGGCUCCGUGCAGCCCUUGUGAGUGGUGGUACCAGUGCCUCUUUUCCUUUGA